Messenger RNA from Stereum hirsutum FP-91666 SS1, 696 nucleotides. RefSeq lists its product as uncharacterized. The transcript is spliced from 3 exons. Gene Ontology annotation, biological process: fatty acid metabolic process; DNA damage response. Bases 1 to 696 code for a protein of 231 amino acids. Gene Ontology annotation, cellular component: mitochondrial matrix. NCBI's taxonomy places the organism in Eukaryota, Fungi, Basidiomycota, Agaricomycetes, Russulales, Stereaceae. The record is from RefSeq and is a predicted model, not a curated record.
AUGUCUACGAUCCCUCCUUGGCUACGAGACAAUUUCUCUCUGUGGCCCACCUUUCUAAACGAAGUGGAGCAGGUAGUUCUUUUGAGGGCUGCUCUACGGAAGCUCGACGACAAUGAAAGCAGGACUAUGCGUCGUCGGCGCCGGGACUAUCUAGCUGCACAUCAGGAAACAGCCCCACGAUUGCCCAGUCUAGGCACUCCGAUCACCAAAGUAUUCCUUCCCGAUGAGUACUACCAAUUUGAGGAAGGGCACUUCGACGGGGUCAUUAAAAGAUACCGUGAAAUACAUGUCUCAUCGUGGGGCGUGAAUCAGCCAGAACCGCCUCUCGUGUCUGUGCUUGAUCGUCUACAUGGGCUUCAUCCAAGCGGGAGUGCCACUCAAACCCAUGUCCUUCACCUGGCAUCUGACGGCGAAAUCCUGCCCCAUAUCGAUAAUACAGAGGCCAGUGGCUCCUGGAUCAUGGGCGUUAGCUUAGGCGACGAACGGAUCCUUCGCGUGGCGCCAGAUGAGAAAUACACUGCAACUGAGCCUUUCGAAAUUGCAUUACCGUCAGGUAGUGUGUAUCUACAGAAAGAUUCUGUGCGAUAUCGUAGCAAACAUUCUAUUUUGCCUGCUACAAACCGAAACCAAGAUGGGACGAAUACUCAACGAUUGAGCGUAAUGAUCCGAGUGAGUUACGGGGUCUACCAUUACUAG